UGGCAAUUUUGACCAUAAUUUCACUGUGGUGAAUUCUUUUAAUCUUUAGGCAUCAUAUGAUUGAAACCACUUUUGUCUUACACCAACACCACCAUUUAUCUUGUUGACUACUUACCUGUACCUACCUGUCGAUACGAAUCUUCAUAAUUAACCGCAUGUUGUGCAUUCUACUCACCUUCGUUGUCGUCGUUGAACGUUGUUAUCGUCGUCAUCGUCGUUUGCCAGUAGAACUUUAUUAAGAUUUGUGACAUUUUAUUAUACAAGUAGUCAUUAUUAACGUUGAAUUGUGAGAGUAUUGUUACAGUCUUUGUAGCUGUUGAUUAAUAAUAAUUAAAUUUGCCAUUACAGUUUAAAACAUUUGUUUGUGGAUUUGUGAAUUCAUCCGAGUCUGCUCUUAAGAACCUGGUCAAUUCUUGGUCGCAGAUUUAUUUUAAUCAUAUGUCAUUUGUGUUAUCAGUCACAGUGUGCUGUGAAUUGUAAAUCAUCAGUAGUAUGGAACAACAAGUCUGUGGAGCAAUGGAACAGAAUCUUGCUGAACGGACUGCAGAUUCAAUAUUGAAAAAGUACUCUGAAGAGCAAAUUAUUCAAGAACUUUGUGAUUUGAACUUGAACGUAGUGUCAUCCUCUAGAGCCAAUUACAAUACGUUACGCCAAUACCUAUUUGAUAUUAUCCUAAAGCACCCUGACCCUGAUCAGGAACUAAGGAGAAUAAAGGCAAGGAUUUUGAGUGAAAAGGCCAGGGCAACAUCUGAGGCAGACAGACAGUCUUUAGACCCCCAGGACCCACCCCUUCGACAGGCCACUCCUCCUGCCAAUAUAGAGGAAGAAGAGCCAGGCGAAGAACAGCUUGAGGAAGAUCAUCAAUUAAAAUUAAAUCCAGAUUUAUCUCCGGAAUUUAAGCAAAUGAUAUCCUGCAUAGAGCAACUGAGGGAAGAACAAAGUAGACAAAGAGAAGACAUGGUGGAACUACUGAAAACGUUGUCAGCGCAACAAAGUAGAUCUCAUCCAAGUUCUCCAUCUUCAUCCAGACAUGAGUCUGACAUUUCUAUGGACCCUCAAGUCAUAGAUAGGCGGUACGAACAGUAUGUUAGCAACGCCCAUGCAGCUUUAAAGCGCCUUGAAAAGGAGCUGCAGGAAGAUUCUAUAGAAUCAAAUCUAGACUUGGCAGAUGAAAAGGCCCAAGUUAACGUUGGAAAGCUGAUUACAUUUGUCGAACAGUGUAUCUUUCCACAAGAUUACUCCAUGAAGAGAGAGCGGCAGUUACAACAAACUAGCAUAUUGGAGAAGGACUUCGACGAAGCUCAUCGCCAAGCAAAAUUAAGGAUUCGUUCCUUACAGAAGAAAGAAGAACAAAGAAAACGUCAAUCCUUUUUAUCAUCGUCGAUCAAGGUUCCCUCCUAUUAUGGUGAUGUACUAGACUUUGCUUCGUGGAUAUCUGAAUUUGAUCAACUGGUACAUUUUAACGCAGAUGUGCACGACCAAGGCAAGUUGAAAGCCCUUAAAGAGUCAUUGAAAGGAACUGCGGCGUCCACAUUGACAAACUUCGACAUUAUUGGUAAAAACUAUACAACUGCCUACAAUCUUGUACGGAAACGUUUUGGGAAACCUCGGCUACUUAUUCACCAUGAAGUAGAGUCAAUAGUCAAAAUACCAGAACUAAAGGACGACGCCACAUCAUAUCGCAAAUGUCUUGAACAAAUGGAGACCAGAUCCACGAACCUAUCAACCCUAAAAGCAGACAUGGAGACAGUGUUGGUUGGACUGGUGGUCCCCAAAUUCACCAGGACAUUAAGGAUGUCAUGGGAAAGACAUUUAAAAUCGCAUGUAAAUGAUGACGCCUGUGCUUCCAUGAGAGAUCUGCUUGAUUUCCUACAGGUUGAAACAGAACUACUUGAAGCAUCUUCUAACAUUGACAAAUUGCCUUUCAAGCAGAUCAAUGAAAAAGCACAAAGAAGACAGAACAGCAAGCGACACAUGGGAUCUGCCCAAUCUCUUGCCAUCACGUCUAAAAAGAAAGUCAGCUCCCCGAACACAUUGCCUCUAUCGGGAUGUUCUUUCUGUGCAAAGGCCCAUGCUCUGGACACUUGUAGCCAGUUUUCUUCGUUGGACCAAAAAGAUAGACUAAUUCACGUGUUCACAGCCCGUAUAUGCCGUUCCUGUCUAGAACCAUUUGGGGGACCUAAACACAGUUGUGGAAAAACUUGUCCAAUCUGUUCGCAACGACACCAUGAAUUAUUACAUGAUGGGUACCUGUCUACUCCAAGCAGAGGUCUUCCUGCCAAACAACCAACGCCAAGAGCAAAUGUCACAUCACCAAAUCAAGUAUCCUUACCUUCAGUUUUAGUGGCAAGACCUACAUCUCCAGAUGAUGCUUGUGCGGCUCUCCCUGUUCUACAAGCUAAGAUUACCUACAAAGAAAAAACGUGUAUCGUUAAUAUUGGUAUGGAUAGUUUUUCAGAAAAGAGUUUUAUCACUAAGGAUAUAGUGGAUACAUUACAUCUUCCGGUUUCUAAAAUGUCUCCAUUAGUGGUGGCAGGAUUUGGUGGUUUGAAGACUGAACUUCACGAGGCAACCACAUUUGAUCUUACUCCAUUGCAAGAACUUCAAUCUUCUUCCUUCAAGACAACUAUUCAUAUUGACGCUAUCAUACGAGAUGGUGAUAUCUGUGAUCCUGUUACUCCUGUACAUCUCCAUCCCAAUUUGGCAACUGUUUGUGAACAGUAUCCCUUAGCACGUGCACCUCUAGACCAGUCUGUACGUAUUCAUGUGCUACUUGGAGCAUGUCAUGUUGUCUCCAGUAUGAGGGUUGUGGCCCACUUAGACAAGGAUGGCCCUUGCAUUUUGUCAACACCCUUUGGCUAUACCAUUGGUGGUUCAUACAGAAAUACAUCUUCACUGAAAACAAAUCAAGUAAAUUCCUGUUUAAUAUUAACGCCCAAGAUUCGAAUCCUGGAUACAGAAGAUGCUGGGAAGGAUCCUACUAGUUUUGCCAAGAAAGAAGGCAAUAUACACCUAGAAGAGGACACCAUUAAUUUGGAUAAACAGUUAGAGAGACAUAUGACUCUGGAAUCUUGGGGACUAGGAACUCAGGAAUGUACCACCUCAAAUGAAGAUGAGAUGGCUAUUCAGAAAUUCAAGGAAAGCGUGUUUUUUGAUCAUUGCAGUGGACACUAUGAAGUGGCCUUACCUUUUAGAGAAGAAUCAUUACCUCUGAAAGAUAACAUGGAUGUAGUCCUGAAAAUAAUGUUGAGGACUGAACGUCAAUUGUUGAGAUCUCCAGAAAAAAUGAAAAUGUACAAUGAGGCUAUGGAUGACUAUGUCAAGAGAGGCUUUGCUAAGGAGUUAUCAGAAGAUGAAGUUAAAUGGGCUCUUAACCAGGAACACAUGUUCUUGCCUCAUCACCCUGUUAUAAAGGACUCUGUUUCCACAGCACUUCGUGUUGUUUUCAACGCUUCACAUAAAGCAAGCCCUGAAGACUCAUCUCUAAAUGAAGCUCUAUUACCUGGCCCAAAGCUCCAGCCAGAUCUAUGUCAGAUCCUUCUUCGAUUCAGAAUAAACCGCUUUGCUGUGGCAGGCGACGUUACCAAGAUGUUUUGCAUGACCAAUCUGGCCCCAGCUCAUUGGAGGUAUCAGCUUUAUCUUUGGAGAGGAGGCGAUACAACAAUUUCACCAAAGAUAUAUGCAAUGGUUACUUUAAUGUUUGGAGUAACCUCUUCACCUUAUCUUGCUAUACAAACAAUGAGACAUCAUCUAGAUAAGUAUUCUCAGAGUUAUUCGGAUGAAGUGAAUGAGAUCAGAGAAAAUAUGUACGUAGAUGAUUUUCUCUUUGGUGGUUCUGAUGAGGAUCAAGUACAGGAACUCUGCCAUAAUUCUAUCAAGAUCCUGUCGGAAGGUGGAUGGCAAUUACGGAAGUUCUCAUCCAAUUCUCAACAUGUCUUAGAAUCCCUCUCACCAGAGCAGCGAAUGACCAAUUCUCUGAUUAGUUUUGACGAUGAAGAGAAACUAGAGGCUGGAAUCUCCACAACUUUAGGAUUGGUAUGGGACACUAGAAGGGACACCUUUGGAAUCAAAGUGAUGGAAUCCUUACUGAAGCCAGCCAAAAAGGUCACCAAGCGAGUAAUUGUCAGUCGCUUUUCUUCAAUAUUUGAUGUUUUCGGUUUCGUUGGACCUUUCACCCUUCAGAUGAAGAUCAUUGUCCAAAAACUAUGGAAACAAAAAUACGAUUGGGACGAACCAGUUCCUAAAGGAAUUGAGUCUGAAUAUAGAAUAUGGGAAAGCGAACUUCACAAGUUGAAUGAGAUUUGGAUACCAAGAUGGACAUACCUCGAUCCUGCUGUCCUUGAAAGCCAGCUGUGUGGGUUUGCUGACGCUUCUUCGUAUGCCCUUGGCGGGGUAAUAUUUUUGCGUGUUGUUGACACCACAGGAGGAAUCCGUAUUACGUUCCUAAUGGCGAAGAGCAAGGUUGCACCUGUAAAAGCUGUUACAAUUGCCAGAUUGGAAUUAGUGGCAGCCCUCCUACUUUCUAAGAUGAUCACCUUUAUCAAGGAAGCUUUCACUACUGUAAAUCCUGACGUUCAUUUGUGGACAGACAGCUCCAUAGUAAUAUCUUGGCUUUCAAGACCCAGUUACGACUGGAAGACGUACGUUCGCAAUAGAGUCCAGAAAAUUCAAGAGCUGACCAGUGGGUGUGAAUGGCAUCAUAUUCCUGGAAUUGAAAAUCCAGCAGAUAUCCAUUCGAGAGGUUCGAAUCUUUCGGCUUUAAUGGAAAAUGACCUUUACUGGAAGGGCCCUUAUUGGUUACAACUUCCUAUCUCAUCAUGGCAGUCCAGUACUCCAACCGAUCCAGAAGAAGAGGAAUUAGCACGGGAAAAAGCUAGUACAACUUCUACAUCUCUUCUAGUUGAGAUCACCCACUCCACUAUAUUGGAUAAGUCCAAUGAUUAUCACCGCUGUCUUAGGCUUGCGGGAUUUAUUCGGAGAUGGUUAAAUACUAUUAAGCAGCGCAAGAGUUCGAGAAUAGAUUCCACCAUCCAACAUCAAGACACCACUGUGCCAAGUAAUAGAGAUCUUUUGUCUGAAGAACUUGAGCCUUUGUCGUCUCAGGAACUAAAAGAGUCAGAGGAUGGGUUGCUACGUUACACCCAAUGGAUGCAUUUUCCUCUAGAGUAUGAAGCUCUAAUGAAUGGAGGAAAGCUACCCAAGGAAAGUCGUUUAACCAAGUUCAAACCCGUGUGGGAUAAAAACCGACGUCUUAUUGUUGCCCAAGGACGACUAACAUUUUCAAACCUUCAUCCUGAAGCAAAACAACCUGUGAUACUUCCUUCAAAGGACAAAUUGGUGGAAUUACUUAUUCUUCAUGUACAUCAAAGUAGAUCCCACGCACCUCAAGAUCAUACAGUCAACUUGUUACGUAAUAGAUAUGCUAUACUGCAUUGUAGACAAUCUGUUCGAAGCGUACUUAGACAUUGUGUGCAAUGUCGACAUUAUAAUGCCCCUCCUGUCUCACAACAAAUGGGAUCUCUACCAGAGUGUCGCACUGGCUCAAUUAUCGCCCCUUUUGACACAUUAGGAGUCGAUUAUACUGGCGCAAUAACUGUUAAAGCACCAGGCGGGAAGACUAUUAAAGCCUACAUUUUGAUUGGAACAUGUGCCCAGACUAGGAUGUGUCAUCUCGAACUCACAACUGGCAUGAGCACAGAGGCUACCCUUGGGGGAUUAAGACAUAUAAUUAAUCGUCGUGGUAUGCCAAGAAGAAUCAUCUCCGAUAAUGCUAAGUACUUCAUAAAGUGCUCUCAAGUUGUCAAGUCCGAGCUGCAACAUUACGCAACAUCUCAUGGUAUUAACUGGGAAUUCAUCGUUGAUCGAGCUCCACACAGAGGUGCCUUCUGGGAAAGGUUAAUCCGGUCCAUGAAAGAACCCUUGCGUAAGAUAAUUGGUAAUUCAAUGCUAACCUGGGAAGAAAUGUUGACCAUUUUAUCAGAUGUGGAACGACACUUAAACUCAAGACCACUUACCUACACUGGAUCUGAUGUCAACAACCCUCGUUCCAUCACACCAGCUCACCUUGCUUUCGGAAGGUCCUUGGAGCAGCUUCAAGAGGCUCCCGCAGAGUUAAAAUCUUUGAAUGACAGGUAUCGUCUUCAAAGAGAUGUUUUACAACAGUUUUGGGAACGUUGGGAGUCGGAGUAUCUUCCUAACUUACUGCCUUUACAGAAAUGGUAUACAGAGAAUGAGCCCCUUCAAGAAAAUGAUGUUGUCCUAAUCACAGAGGACAAUACCCGCAGACCACAGUGGAGAAUGGCAAGAGUCAUCGAAGGAAUUCCUAGUCGCGAUGGUAUAGUGAGGACUUAUCGUCUGCAGACCUCCACAAGUGAACUGAAGAGACCUGCUCAGCGGCUUCGGUUACUAGAGAAACACAGCCCAAUUCCAUUGAUGGAGGCUGAGGAUAAAAACUGUGCGCGUGACAUUUCAAGUGCUGAUGUUGUAGAUCUCCAGAGAGAUCUAAGUGGGGAGUGUAAUGACGUGCCGCCAUCGGACGAAAUGAGUGUGGACGUUUUAACUAAAACUAGAUGUGGGCGAACUGUCCGUAGGCCGCUUAGGUUCGACCAAUAAUAUAGCGGCAUGCUUGACUUUUCUAGCCAAUCACUGUUCAUUUCCUUCUCCCUCCAUUUUUUGUAAAACCAUGCUUGUUUUGCUGUGUUUAUUUUAUUAGUAUUGGCAAUUUUGACCAUAAUUUCACUGUGGUGAAUUCUUUUAAUCUUUAGGCAUCAUAUGGUAAGAGUAUUGUACUUUAUUAUGCAUAUUGUGAUGUUAAUUAGUGAUUGUUUUCACGAUUAUGUACAAUUUAGAUUGUAAAUUACUGCAGUAAUAGUUUUGUUUAGAGCAACGAUACCAUUCUUCACGUCAUUUGAAAAUGUCCAUUAUUAUUCAUUUCAGAUUGAAACCACUUUUGUCUUACACCAACACCACCAUUUAUCUUGUUGACUACUUACCUGUACCUACCUGUCGAUACGAAUCUUCAUAAUUAACCGCAUGUUGUGCAUUCUACUCACCUUCGUUGUCGUCGUUGAACGUUGUUAUCGUCGUCAUCGUCGUUUGCCAGUAGAACUUUAUUAAGAUUUGUGACAUUUUAUUAUACAAGUAGUCAUUAUUAACGUUGAAUUGUGAGAGUAUUGUUACAGUCUUUGUAGCUGUUGAUUAAUAAUAAUUAAAUUUGCCAUUACAGUUUAAAA
Molecule: messenger RNA, 7232 nt
Organism: Patella vulgata (common limpet)
Lineage: Eukaryota; Metazoa; Mollusca; Gastropoda; Patellidae
Exons: 2
Coding region: 493-6612 (2039 amino acids)
Biological process (GO): DNA integration
Molecular function (GO): nucleic acid binding
Source: RefSeq, a predicted model, not a curated record